Messenger RNA from Eruca vesicaria subsp. sativa (arugula), 4550 nucleotides. The record is from the annotation of a GenBank genome assembly. NCBI's taxonomy places the organism in Eukaryota, Viridiplantae, Streptophyta, Magnoliopsida, Brassicales, Brassicaceae.
AUGAGUGGAGAAGAAUUGAGAAUGGAGCUUGCAGAGUUUGGAAAAAGCAUGGGGAGUUUCAGGAGCAACUCUUCAAGAAAUGAGCAUGAGGAUGAGGCAGAGCACGCUCUCCAAUGGGCUGAGAUUCAGAGGCUGCCUUCUUUCAAACGUCUGAGAUCAUCUCUGGUUGAUGAAGAAGGCAAUGAUGUGGAGAAAGGGAAAAGGGUUGUUGAUGUCACCAAGCUUGGAGCCACAGAACGUCAUGUGAUGAUUGAGAAGCUGAUCAAACACAUUGAGAAUGAUAAUCUCAAGCUGCUCGAGAAAAUCAGAAGAAGAAUAGACAGGGUUGGUCUGGAGCUUCCAAGCAUAGAAGUGAGGUAUGAGCAUUUAAGUGUUGAUGCAGAAUGUGAAGUGGUUGAAGGGAAGGCUCUUCCAUCUUUGUGGAACUCCUUGAAGCACAUUGUCUUAGAGUUGAUAAAGCUGAGUGGUGUAAGAACACAUGAAGCCAAGAUAAGCAUACUUAACGAUGUUAGCGGCAUCAUUAACCCGGGAAGGUUAGUUGCCUCUUUUGAUCCAAUCUUUGAGUUGUGUGUAAUGCAAUCAACUAAUGUCACUUGUUGUUUCUCAAGGUUAACACUGCUGCUUGGUCCUCCUGGAUGUGGCAAAACCACUCUUCUUAAGGCUUUGUCCGGAAACUUGGACAAGAAUCUAAAGCUUUCUGGUGAAAUCUCCUACAAUGGACAUGGUCUAAACGAGUUUUUCCCUCAGAAGACAUCAGUUUACAUAAGCCAACACGAUCUGCACAUUGCAGAGAUGACAGUUAGGGAGACAAUAGACUUCUCAGCUCGUUGUCAAGGUGUUGGUAGCCGAACAGAUAUUAUGAUGGAGGUCAGUAAAAGAGAAAAAGAUGGUGGAAUCAUUCCUGACCCGGACGUAGAUGCUUACAUGAAGGCUAUAUCGGUUAAUGGACUUAAAAGAAGUCUGCAAACAGAUUACAUCUUGAAGAUCCUAGGGCUUGACAUAUGUGCAGAGACAUUGGUUGGAAAUGCGAUGAAAAGAGGCAUAUCUGGUGGUCAAAAGAAGCGUCUUACUACAGGAGAGAUGAUUGUUGGUCCAGCAAAAGCUCUUUUUAUGGAUGAGAUUACAAACGGCUUAGACAGCUCCACAGCUUUUCAGAUAGUCAAGUCACUUCAGCAGCUGGCUCACAUCACCAACGCAACAGUGUUUGUUUCACUUCUUCAACCUGCACCAGAAUCAUAUGAACUCUUUGAUGAUAUUGUGUUGAUGGCUGAAGGAAAAAUUGUGUAUCAUGGUCCAAGAGAUGAGGUCUUGAGAUUCUUUGAGGAGUGUGGGUUUAGAUGCCCAGAGAGGAAAGGUGUUGCAGACUUUCUCCAAGAGGUUAUAUCAAGAAAGGACCAAGGACAGUACUGGCUGCACAAGGACAUACCUCAUAGCUUUGUCUCAGUAGACACAUUGUCAAAGAGAUUCAAGGAGUUAGAGAUUGGGAGAAAGCUUGAGGAUGCUCUCUCUAAGCCUUAUGAUAAAUCAAAAACCUACAAAGAUGCUCUUUCUUUCAAUGCCUAUUCUCUUCCAAAGUGGGAGCUGUUCAGAGCAUGCAUCUCAAGAGAGUUUCUUCUAAUGAAAAGAAACUCUUUCGUCUACCUCUUCAAGACGUUUCAGCUUGUUCUGUCAGCAAUCCUCACUAUGACAGUGUUUAUUAGAACACGGAUGGGCAUAGAUAUCAUUCAUGGAAACUCUUACAUGAGUUCCCUCUUUUUCGCAACGGUUGUGCUUUUGGUUGAUGGUGUUCCAGAGCUGUCUAUGACUGUUCAAAGACUUUCCGUGUUCUACAAGCAAAAGCAACUUUGUUUCUAUCCAGCUUGGGCUUAUGCAAUCCCUGCAACAGUGUUAAAGGUUCCUCUCUCUUUCUUUGAAUCCCUAGUUUGGACUUGCCUUACUUACUACGUCAUCGGAUACACUCCUGAAGUCUCCAGGUUCUUGCGUCAGUUCAUGAUGCUCUUUGCUGUUCACUUCACAUCCAUAUCCAUGUUCCGAUGUAUAGCUGCAGUCUUUCAGACAGGAGUUGCUGCAAUGGCAGCUGGUAGUUUUGCCAUUUUAAUCACCUUUGUGUUCGCUGGUUUCGCCAUCCCUUACACUGAUAUGCCAGGGUGGUUGAAAUGGGGUUUCUGGGUGAAUCCUAUAGGUUACGCAGAGAUUGGGCUCUCUGUAAACGAGUUUCUUGCUCCGAGGUGGCAGCAAAUGCUACCAACGAAUGUUACCUUAGGGAGAACUAUACUUGAAAGCAGAGGACUGAACUAUGAUGAUUACAUGUAUUGGGUCUCAUUAGGUGCCUUGCUGGGUCAGACCCUUAUCUUCAACACCAUCUUCACUCUAGCUUUGACUUUCUUGAAAUGUAAGUUACAAAACUAUGCCAUGGAACAGAGAGCAUAUACUAACGAGCUUUUUUUUUCUUUAACAGCUCCUACUACAUCUCGUUCUAUGAUCUCUAAAGACAAGCUCUCUGAGCUGCAAGGAGCAAAAGAUUCAUCAGUCAAGAAGAACAAGAAGGGAAUAGAUUACAUAGAAGAGACGAACAAUGAUUCAGGGAAGAUGGUCUUACCUUUUAAGCCUCUCACCAUAACAUUUCAAAACUUGAACUACUACGUAGACGUUCCUGCGGAGAUGAGAGCUCAAGGAUACAAUGAGAAGAAACUACAGCUACUCUCAGACAUCACCGGAGCUUUCAGACCAGGCGUUCUAACGGCCUUGAUGGGGAUCAGUGGAGCCGGAAAAACAACUCUACUAGACGUUCUCGCCGGAAGAAAAACAAGCGGAUACAUAGAAGGAGAGAUCAAAAUCAACGGAUACCUUAAAGUCCAAGAAACGUUUGCAAGAGUCUCAGGUUACUGCGAGCAAACAGAUAUACACUCACCAAACAUCACCGUCGAGGAGUCUCUAAUCUACUCCGCUUGGCUCCGUCUAGUUCCAGAAAUAGAUCACAAAACAAAAAUAAGAUUUGUGAAGGAAGUUCUUGAGACGAUAGAGCUAGAGGAUAUCAAGGACGCUAUGGUGGGAGUCCCUGGCCAGAGUGGACUAUCGACGGAGCAGAGGAAGAGGUUAACUGUGGCGGUGGAGUUGGUGGCGAAUCCGUCGAUCAUUUUCAUGGACGAGCCCACGACGGGGCUGGAUGCAAGAGCAGCUGCCAUUGUGAUGAGAGCUGUGAAGAACGUUGCGGAGACUGGACGUACCAUUGUGUGCACUAUUCAUCAGCCUAGCAUCGAUAUUUUUGAAGCCUUUGACGAGUUGGUACUUCUGAAGAGAGGAGGUCGCAUGAUUUACACUGGACCACUUGGACAACAUUCUUCUCAUGUGAUACAGUAUUUUGAGAGUAUCCCUGGAGUUGCAAAGAUUAAAGACAAUUACAAUCCAGCAACAUGGAUGCUAGAGGUCACAUCACAGUCUGUAGAGAUUGAACUCAACAUGGACUUCGCAAAAAUCUACAACGAAUCAGCUCUCUACAAGAGCAACUCAGAACUUGCUCAAGAGCUGAGCAAACCGGAUCCCGGGUCAAGCGAUUUGCAUUUCGAGAGAACUUUUGCUCAGAGCUGGUGGGAACAGUUCAAAUCUUGUCUUUGGAAGAUGAGCUUGUCUUACUGGAGAAGCCCUGCUUACAACUUGAUGCGAAUCUUUCACACUUUAGUCUCUUCUUUGAUCUUUGGUUUACUCUUCUGGAAGCAAGGCCAAACGAUAGAUACUCAACAGAACCUGUUUACAGUUCUAGGAGCCAUCUAUGGCCUUGUGAUCUUCUUGGGAGUAAACAACUGCACUUCAGCGUUACAGUAUUUUGAGACAGAGCGUAAUGUUAUGUACCGUGAAAGAUUCGCUGGAAUGUACUCUGCCUUUGCCUUUGCAUUGGCUCAAGUUGUGACUGAGAUUCCUUACAUUUUCAUCCAAAGCGCAGAGUUUGUGAUCAUAAUAUAUCCUAUGAUGGGUUUAUACGGAUCUGCUUACAAAGUCUUUUGGAGUCUCUACUCAAUGUUCUGCAACUUACUCAGCUUCAACUACUUAGCAUUGUUCCUCAUUUCCAUCACUCCAAACUUCAUGCUCGCAGCUAUUCUUCAGUCUCUUUUCUUCGUUGCUUUCAACCUUUUUGCUGGUUUCUUGAUUCCACUACCGCAAAUACCAAAGUGGUGGGUGUGGCUUUACUAUCUAACACCUCCCUCUUGGAGUCUCAAUGUGUUUUUCUCGUCUCAGUACGGUGAUAUUCAUCAAGAGAUCAAUGCGUUUGGAGAGACCACAACCGUUUCUAAAUUCUUAGAAGACUACUUUGGAUUCCAUCAUGAUCGUUUGUUGGUUUCAGCCAUUGUUCUCAUCGCGUUUCCAAUUGCAUUGGCUUCUAUGUUUGCUUUCUUUGUUGCCAAACUCAACUUUCAGAAACGAUGAUCGAGUGAUCACACACCAACCAAAAGGUCCAUAAACACAAAAGGGUAUAUUCGUUUUACACAUUGCUGUACGGACAUGCACGUAUUCUUUGUCACACUAUUUGUAACAACACUAAACAAAAGCAAAAU